Molecule: messenger RNA, 2561 nt
Organism: Neocloeon triangulifer
Lineage: Eukaryota; Metazoa; Arthropoda; Insecta; Ephemeroptera; Baetidae
Gene: aln
Product: divergent protein kinase domain 1C
Exons: 6
Coding region: 216-1505 (429 amino acids)
Source: RefSeq, a predicted model, not a curated record
CUGGUUUGUAGGGGCGUGACUGUGUUCCAAUUUGUUUUGAUUUUUAGGCUACGACUGGGGAUUUUCCAGCUGCAUUCCAGCUUGUAAAUUAACUAGAAAUGAAUUAAAAUCCCAAAUAAUUUGUCUAGAAGGAGGUUCUAGAGAUAAAAAUGGCUUGAAAUCACUCUGCAUCGCAUUGGACGGAAACAGUAGUCUCGAGUUCAGUUUCGAAGAGGAUGCCCUCGUCGAUGCUGCUGGACUCUCGACUGGUGCGGCGACUCAAACUGCAGGUGUCCAUGUUCCUGCGGGACCGGCAGGUGGCGAUGGCCCUUUUGCGCAGGACGGCCGUCUCGUCCUAUCGUCGGCGCUACUGUCUUCUCUUCUGGGGCCUCCUGGCCGCCGCUUUGGCCGUCCUGUACGGCCUCUUUGUCUACGGUGUCGUGUGCAGCAACGUCCAGAUUUGGAAAGAAAUACACGAUGUUUGUCGACAGUACAAGGAUAAUGAGGUUGUUGGCACCAUGUGCCACCCUUUGUGUGAGGGGCGCGUCCACUCCCUCAGCUGCCAACCCCUGCACUCCGGGAAGGAACUCGUAUUUUCGGCGGUUCUCGAUGGCGUUCCGCUCGUCUUCAAAUCAUCAAGACGAAAUCUCCACGCCAGGACUGAGGUGUAUGCCGAGUUUGAAGGUCGCCAGCUCUACCCUUCAGAGGAUGAUUUUGUAAAAAUGGUUGCAGCUGUGGUUGAGAACGAGCUGAACGUUUCGGCCACUGAAGAGCAGCUUUCGAAACUCAUCCACUUGGCACCUGUGACUCCUGAUCCUGACAUGCGAGAGACCGAAAUGAAAGACCUGUGGCGGCUGUUGCAGGACCAUGAGUAUCUGGCCGUUCGGAUGUUUUCAGAGCAGGAAAUUUUGCCAGCAUUGAUUGGAUCUUGUGGAGAUAUUUUCGCUGUUGAUUUCGCCGAACCUUUGUCAGGAGGUGGUUUGUGGGAACACGAGGACGAGGUGUGGUCGGAGCGGCUGCGGCACGCAGUCAUUAUUCUUGAACUCCUGGAACGUCUGGAGACUACGGCCCCUGCACCUUUGCGGCUCUGCGACGUCCGGCUGAGCCAUAUCGGCCACUCCUUUGACGGCGCCAAGGCCGUUGUCCUGGACGGCGACUCCCUAGUCACUCAGUCAAUGGCCGACUUGCUGGCUGGCGACGGCAGCCCUUGCACUGAACACUCCGACUGCCACUUCUUUGACUGCCACGCCGCCUGCGAAGAGGGCUUUUGCCAGCCACCGUCCACGAACAACAAUUUGCAGGCAAUUUGCGAGAAGGUUUUCCUCGGUGCUCGAUGGGGCGGCGCCCUUUUACUGCCUGGUUUGUUGGCCUCUCCGCACGCACCCCCCUCCUUGGCAGCCCUCCUUCGACUCUGUGCCCACCCCCAUGGGGAGGAAGGGGUGAAACAUGGCACCCCUGAUGACAUUAGGGACCGUUUUGUUGCCACCGUCGAGGAGAUGGUCUACGAGAUGGACCUCAACGCCUGAUCUCACAUGAGAUCUCUCUUUUUUUUCGCCAAAAAAUUUGCUGAGCAAUAUUGUUUAAAGAGCUUUUCUCUGGACCAAUCCAACUUGUUUUAUCCUGCUAAUUUUUACGCUCAAAACUGAUAUAUAACCUGCUGCUUAUCUCAAAUGUUCAAACUAUAUAUUCUAUCAAAUUAUAGUCGAGCUGAAGUUUAAUUAGCAAAGUAUGUAAUCUACAGUAUUGAUGACCAAUGUGUAUCCUACGUACAAAACAAAACGCUCUGUUUAACUUUUCCAAGCUUUGAGCUAUUGUUUUUUACAAUUUUGUUUUUUCGGCCUAAAAGGCUCCAAAGUGUGUAUUAAUUUUUGUGAUAAUUCUGAAUUUAGAGCUGAAAUCCAAAACGUUAUAACUUUAUAUAAAUAUAAUCCAUCAAUCUUUGCCUUGAAUUAUGCCAAAAACCAAAGCUUGCUGAUCAUUCAUCCCAAUUAAUUUUUUUUAAGCACUUUUUUCAAUCUCGCAAGCAAUAUAAGUGAUCGCUAUCAACUCAAGUACAACUUCUCGAAAGAAAUGUAAAAAAAAAUAAUUUGCAGAAAUUUUAGUCGGUGUAACUUGAAAUUGUGAAUUGAGUGUCUUAUUAACCACAUGUGUCAAUGAACUCUUACAAUGCAUUAUAAUAGACAAUGUUUGAUGUUGAACCUUGGAUGUGAUCAAAUUUUAGCUUGUCGUAUAGUCACCAAAAGCUAACUCUAUAUAAAUAUAUAUAUAUUUGAAUAAUCUGCGCGAUUUUUUUCGUACAGAGAGAGAUCUUUUUGUACAAUGCGAACAAUCCUCCGAAGUACUUUUUAAGUGUAGCUUUUUACACCAUAUUUCCACUCACGAUCAGCUUCUCUUUUGUGUGGACUUGUACUGUUUUUAAUGGACUGCUGUUGACGUACGAUGUUUAGUUAGAUUGCGUGCUAAUCGGCGUUUUAAUAUAAUAAUAUUAUACACAUGAUUAAACAAAAUGAAUAAUUAGAAGAAAAUUAUUCAGAAAUAAACUGCAGCUUCGAGAUGCUAUCAAAAAGCUUGAAAUUUGAAUU